AUGGACCCUGAUUACAGCCUCCAGGAUGUGGUUAGAUGUCAUCUCUGUGAGAUCCCUGUCCCCCCUCUACACUGUGUCAUUUGUAACACACAUCUGUGUAAAGACUGUGAGGGGAAACAUCUCUCAGAUAAAUCCAAACAACACAAAGUGGUGCCAUUCAAUCUCCGGUUGACUACUAGUAUUCCUGGAUGUCAGAAGCAUUCAACAAAAAAAUGUAAACUUUUUUGUGAUCAAUGCAACAUUCCUAUUUGUGCAGUUUGUCACUCCUCUAAAGAACAUCAAACGCACAAUGUUGUGAACAUUUUCAUUGUUUUAGAAAGCAAGUCACAGGCCGCACAGAAAGAUUUACAAGAUUUAGAGAACUUCAUUUAUCCUAAAUAUCAAGAAAUUGCAUCUUAUCUAUCCGUUCAGAAAGCAAAUCUAAAGGAAAAUUCCAAAAAACUAAUAAUAGAAAUCAACAAACAUGGAGAUGACUUGCACAAAGAAAUAAAUACCAUUAUCAAAAAACUGAAAUCUGAUCUUGAUGAAGAUGGCUCUAAACAGCUGUCUAUCCUAACAAAACAGGAAACAAAAAUCACACGCACAAUUUCUGCAAUCAAACAGAGCAUUGCUGGUCUGAAGAAGUUACUGGACUCCAAUGAUGUUGUCAGCAUUGUCUCUGAGUACAAAUCCAGGAAUGCUGAAUUCAGAAAAUUACCUCCUAAACGUUUAGUUUCCUUACCAAGAUUUGUUCCUCAAAAGAUUAACAAGGAUCAGUUAAAUCAACAAUUUGGUUCUCUGUCAGCGUCAUCUAUCGAAACAGUAAAAGAUUUCUACCCAAAGGAGACUCCUGGUGCUGAGACUUCUCCUUCGGACAGACUAUCCAGAAAGCUAAGUGCUGCACCACACAUCAUCACAGAAAUUAUCACAGAGUAUGGGGCAUAUAAACUUAACAAUGCGUCCUGUCUUAGUGAUGAAAAUAUAUGGAUUUGUGGAAAUGACAACAUUAUGAGACUAUAUAACAUACAAGGGGAACUACUUAACUCAAUUCAAACCAAGUCUAAAAACAAACCAUACGACAUAGCAGUGACGGAGAAUGGGUGUCUUUUUUAUACUGAUUAUCAUGAUAGAACUGUGAACAUAGUGAAAAAUGCGCGGAUACAGAAAGUGAUCAAACUACAGGGGUGGAUACCUCUUAAUGUAUGUAUUGCCUUUUCUGGGGACGCCCUGGUUGUCAUGAUCAGUGAUGAUAAUAAACAAACAAAAGUCGUGCGUUAUUCUGGCUCCUUAGUAAUAGGCAGUAUUCAAUUCAAUGACAAAGGACAACCUUUGUAUUCAUCUGGGGUAUCAGUAUUAAACAGGGAAAUGAUUUUCCUUAACAACAAUAAAUUCAUUAGUGAGAACAGGAACCAAGAUAUUUGUGUGUCUGACUGUUUAGCCUGUGCAGUGGUGGUUGUCAAUCAGGCCGGAAAACUCCGGUUUACCUACACCGGAGUUCCGUCUUCCACCAAGGAAUCUUUUUUACCUAUUGGCAUCACUACAGAUAGCCAGAGUCGGAUUCUUACGGCAUGCUAUAACAAUCACCGUAUCCACAUAUUAGAUCAAGACGGACAGUUUCUCCGCUACAUUGACAACUGUAAUUUACGCAGUCCAUAUGGUUUAUGUGUGGAUACCAGAGACAACCUCUUUGUGGCUGAGUGCCACACUGGUAAAGUGAAGAAAAUACAAUAUUACAUGUAAUCUAGUUGUUUUAUUAUGGGGAGACGUUUAUGAUUAUUAAUAAGUUUAGAUAUGUUUAAUUGAUAAAAACUUUACAUAACUGCAAUUUUCUUAUCAAAAUUGACAGUUUGUUAUUGUCAUUUUUAUACAUAAGAUCAGGUGUUAAAAUGAAUAUUGUAAUUUUUCGGAAUAACACUAUGUAGUUAUUUAUUACUGAAAAGUAUUAACUAAACCAAGCUAAGUCCGAACACAAACUUAAGUGAUCAGAAAUAUGAUUUCAUUAAAAAAAAAGCUUUUAUUCUGCAGGUUAAAAGGGUAUGAAAAAUAUAAAUAAAUAAGAUAUUACAAAAAGUGUAAAUGGAACAUCUAUUAUCACAAGAAUUACCUAGAAUUAAAAUUCUGUGAAGAUUUAUUUCAUAGGAAUUUCACGAGGGUAAUUGUGAUACCAUAAUAAGUGAAUUGCUCGUAUUUUUCUUAAUCUGAGCAUGACACCAAUUUUCAGACGUACAUGUAUUUUAGAUAGAAAUUAAUGUUUGCAGUUGUCGCCCACGACAGAAUUCAUAUAAUAACUUUAUUUUGUCAUAUCACAUGAAACAAGAAAUCAUAUUGACGCAAGCGUCAAAUGGGCCGCAAAAAAUAUAAUUGUUGUAUGAAUCAUUGGUCGUUUACAUAAAAACACACUACAAAGAAAAAAAUAAAAGUUGGUUGUACUAAUUCUUAUGGUAAAUUUUAAUAUACUUUCAGCAACUUGUUUUGAAGUUGAACAUUUUACUAUUAUCAUAAAGAAUCGAGUUUGUUACUGAAAGCAUUUCUAACGGUAAUUGUAUGAUCAUUGCCAUAGUAUGAAGUAAUAGAGAACGCAUUGAUUUGUACAUUACUCUUAUAGUUCAACUCAUCAUUUUUCUCUUGGAGAUUAUGUAUUUCAAACCAGUUUGGUUUUUUGUUGUUGCAUUGUAUUGAAUUAAAACUCAAUGCAUUAGUUUAUAUGAUUUCAAGGGACCCCAUGAUAAAGUAAAAAUGGAUUAGUUCAAAUUUGCCAGUCAAUUCAAAAUUUCAUUUAUAAUUGAUAUGUAUGUCAUUUCAUGAUAUUUUCUACCACAUUUUACAUGGAGAUAUAAUAAAUAUACAUACAAAGUCAUUUUAUUUGACACGGCAUAUAGAAAUUCAAAUAUAUCAUUUAUAUAAAAUUUAAUGACAUUCAGGUCUUUAGUAUUUCGGGUCUGUAGUAUGUCCCGCAUACCUAUCCCGAUGCAUUGUUUUGAAAAGAAUGAAGAAAUUUUCCGAAUAGAUUAUAGUCUCGAUAAUAACGCGCCAAGGAGGACAGUCUACUAAGUACGACUUAUUUUUCAUUUACGAGUCAAACAAAAAAUAUGUGAUAUUUUUUAAAAGGCAUAAAACAUAUUUCUACAUGCAAAUUAAUUUUUAAUUCAUCAAAAAAGCAUAAUAUUAAUUCUAUUAAAAAAAGAACUAUC
This is a messenger RNA of Magallana angulata, 3170 nucleotides long. RefSeq lists its product as uncharacterized. Gene Ontology annotation, molecular function: zinc ion binding; ubiquitin-protein transferase activity. The record is from RefSeq and is a predicted model, not a curated record. Gene Ontology annotation, biological process: positive regulation of DNA-templated transcription. Gene Ontology annotation, cellular component: chromatin; nucleoplasm. The transcript has a single exon. NCBI's taxonomy places the organism in Eukaryota, Metazoa, Mollusca, Bivalvia, Ostreida, Ostreidae. The coding region runs from base 1 to 1719 and encodes 572 amino acids.